This is a messenger RNA of Salpingoeca rosetta, 1089 nucleotides long. RefSeq lists its product as uncharacterized. NCBI's taxonomy places the organism in Eukaryota, Choanoflagellata, Craspedida, Salpingoecidae. Bases 1 to 1089 code for a protein of 362 amino acids. The transcript has a single exon. The record is from RefSeq and is a predicted model, not a curated record.
AUGCCACCACCACCACCACCACCUGUGUUGGAGACCUGGGCACCGCUCGCUUGGGAGAGUUCCGCAAUUGUCCUUUGGGUUCAGCUGGAAGAAGGCCUGCGCAGGUCCAAUGACAACAGUGCCAUGCAGGUGGAAGAGCAUGGUGAUGUGGGAGUUGUGCACAGCCCCUUCCCUUGCUUACCUGCAAUCAUUGACUUUGUCUUCCACUCGAACGCUGUCGAGGGCGUCCCCGUGGACCUGGACACCACGCAGCGACUGAUAAAAGAGCAUGUACAAAGCACAAAUCAUGGUCCGCAAGUCGACGAGCACAACGUGCCCACUCUCGGCGCUGAUGCCCUUGCUGGCGAUGAUGAUGACGAUGAUGAUGAUGAUGACGACGACGACGUUCAUGUUGUUGCCGACAUUGGUGAUGAAAAGGGCGGCACGGACACACAUCUCGGUACACGAACAACACACGCACUUGACAAGACCACAACUUCAGCACCCAAGAUGACAACCAAGAACGACAGCGCUCGCCGCUUUGUUCUUCAGCAUCUAACUUCGAUGGUGUGGAUCCAACAACAGCCACUGCACGAGCUCUCGACAGAAACCAUCCGCCACUUGCAUCUCAUCCUCAUGGAGGGUCUGGAGGGUGCGGAGGACGGUGUUGACAUGCAGCCAGGCGUGUACCGCACAACCCCAUGCGGAGCGCACGGCGUGGGUGGCCGGCCAGUGCAGUAUGCGGACCAUACCACCAUUCCCCGCCGCAUGGAGCAGCUCGUCACCAGCACAUGCGAACAACUGCAAGCACUUCAUCCUCGCGAGCUCACUCCGGACGUCUUCUACGUUGCUGGCAAGUUUCUUGUCGAGUUUCUAGCCAUCCACCCUUUUGGCGAUGGCAAUGGGCGCUUGGCCCGGCUGCUUGUGCAUUGGAUCCUGUACAAGCACGGCUUCUUGCUGCCACUCUCCUUGGUCAAAGGCAAGCACAAGCGGGCGCGCCGACACUACUUGCAAGUUCUCGAUCGCACGCAGCACCGUAACACAGACGUCUCCCUGGCUGCAACCUACAUCCUCAGCCACGCCGUGCAUGCACUCGACGAGUACCGGUAG